UAUUAUAGUUGAGUCAAGAAGAAUACAUAGACGCAUAGAUAGAUAUAUGCAUAUUACUAUAUAUAUUACUCACUUUCUCUUGCUCACUUCUGCGUCACUCUCUCUCUCUCUAAAACCCCUUCCCACCAUGGCCCCCUCCUUACUGUGAUGAUUUUCAAAUGACUUUCAUGUCAUCUUUUGUCAUAUCUUCGCUCUUUCUCUCUCUAGCUUCAUCUAGGGUUUCAGGUUUUAAUUGUUGAUACCACGCCUGACCAUGGAAAUUUACUGCUGAAUUUAUUUUCGAACUAACCGAACAAGUAUUUAUUUUUGUCCGUAUCGUAGAUACAGGCGUUUGUAUCUUGUUAGGGUUUUGUGUAUGUGAUGUCGUCCUCAACAACGAAGGUGUGCUUCAAUUCCAACUGCAAGGAGGCGUCGGAUAAGUGGAGGAGAGGCUGGCGUCGCCGCACUGGCGAGUACGCUCACCUCUGUGAUCGCUGCGCUUCUGCUUACGAGGAUGGAAACUUUUGUGAGACAUUCCACUUGAAUUCUUCUGGGUGGAGAUGCUGUGAAUCUUGUGGAAAGCAAAUACAUUGCGGAUGUAUAGUCUCCUUCCAUAUGUUCGUACUGUUGGAUGCAGGAGGAAUAGAAUGCCUAUCAUGUGCCAAAAAAAGUUACAUUUUGACCCCAAAUCCGGCCUGGCCGCCACCUUCGCAUUUCCUUCCCUCACAGCCUGAAAGAAUGAAGGACCUCUCUGUGAAAACUUGGAGUGCAAUAGCUGGGUCAGGUCCGGUACCAUGGCGUCAGGCUCCCAGUCUGUUCAGUCGUCCUGAUACCCAAUCUAAUGUGCAGUCAAGGAUGCCCUUUGAAAUUGAUGUAUCAGGUGGGAUUGACAGGCAUCACAUUUGUGAGCGAUUAUCUAACGCUUCACCUGAGAUGAAACAAGAGCGUUCAUAUGAAAGAUUUGUUAAUGGAAAGCUGAGACUUGGCCCAUCUGAAACACUUCAGAAUGGAAAUGCUGGACUUGAUAUGAAGGAGCAACCUUAUCCCUUUGUGAAUGAUUUCAAGCCAGUAUUCCUUAAAAAUGAUUCUUCUACGUCAAAUUUGAGUGCCAGAGCUUCUUCAUCCAAAAUAACGGAUGAUGCCCAGCUUUCUGCCAUUAUUUCACAACCAUCAGCUGUUUCAAGUCCUGUCGGCAGACAGGUCAGUCACAUUGUAGUGGACUCAUCUGGCGAGUCUCAAAUACGUAAUGGAAAGGCUCGAGGAGAUGGGCGAGGCCGAAACCAGUUGCUUCCCCGUUAUCGCCCUCAAAUAACUAAUGAGGAGCUUCAACAAAUUUCCAGCGACUCAAAGUCAGUUAUUACUCCGUUGUUUGAGAAAAUGUUAAGUGCUAGUGAUGCCGGACGGAUCGGGCGCUUAGUCCUGCCAAAAAAGUGUGCAGAGGCUUAUUUUCCACCAAUCUCUCAGCCCGAAGGCUUACCUUUAAAAGUACAGGAUGUGAAAGGCAAGGAAUGGGUAUUUCAGUUUCGAUUUUGGCCGAAUAACAACAGCAGAAUGUAUGUCCUGGAAGGAAUUACUCCUUGUAUACAAUCAAUGCAACUGCAAGCUGGUGAUGUAGUGACAUUUAGUAGGCUGGAGCCAGAAGGAAAGUUGGUCAUGGGCGGCAGAAAGGCUUCAGCUAUUCCAUCAUCGGAUCAGGGAGAUGAAGUUACUCUAAUAGGAACUGAUGCUUCCAAUCCAGGGGAUGGUAGUGCUAGACAUAAAUCUGGAGAUGUUAUCUCUGUAAACAGUCAGAGAAAAGAGAAAAUACUUGAAGAUAAACCUGUGAUUCAUAGUAAGAGGAAAAGUAGCAACUUCGGUGUGAAAAAUAAGCGCCUUAGGAUUGACAAUGAGGAUGUGAUAGAGCUGAAGCUCACUUGGAAGGAAGCUCAAGGAUUGAUGCGCCCACCUGCAAAAAUUGUUCCCUCAUUCUUUGUCGUAGAAGGAUGUGAAUUUGAAGAAUUUGAGGAAGCUGCACCAGUUAUUGGAAGGCCUACUAUUUUGGGGAUAGAUCAUUUUGGUGAAAAGAUACAGUGGGUCCAAUGUGAGGACUGUUUUAAGUGGCGUAAAGUGCCUGCAGAUGCUCUUCUUCCUUCAAGGUGGAUCUGUUCAGAGAAUGUAUGGGACCUUGACAGAUCUUUGUGUUCAGCUGAUGAGGAAUUAACAAAAGAACAGCUUGAACAUUUGCUACCUGCCAUGAAUAAAGACGCUUCUAGAAAAGAGGACAUCACUGACCAGGAUGCAGAUCUGUUUGUUGCUCUGGAAGGACUUGAUGCACUUGCUAAUUUAGCUAUCCAAGGGGAGGGAGAGGGCCUUCCAAUUUCAUCUGAGAGCAGGACAAAACACCCACGUCAUAAACCUGGCUGCACAUGUAUUGUCUGCCUUCAACCUCCCAGUGGGAAGGGCUCUAAGCACAGUCAAUCCUGUGACUGCGUUGUUUGUAGUUCAUUGAAGCGUCGUUUUAGAACUCUGAUGGAGAGGCGUGAGAAGAAACAAUUGGAAAAAGAAGGUGACUCCUCAUCUCAGAGCUUGCAAUGGCAACAAUCACCUGAAAAACUGCAGUCUGUUGAUACACAUGCUGGCACUGACGCUGGAAUUAGUGGCCUAAAUCAGGAAGAGAUGGGAAAAUGGGGCUAUCUUGAUGAAGCUAAUGGUAGAAAAUCUUCAACAUCACCUUUGAAAGGUCAAAUAGACCUUAAUAUCCAGCCGGAUCGGGAGGAAGAGUUGUCACCCAGCUCAGAUUCUGGAGCCAUGAAGCACGUGCUCCCAGGUUCUGCAGACAGGUUUUUCCGGCAGCAGAGAUCUUUGGGCUCUGAUGUUAUUGCAGAUUUAGUUGGGAAGCAGAUGCAGCAGGAUGGAAUUGGAGGUGCGAAUUUCAUUAGUUGCAUGGCCCUAGACAGCAGUCAUCAGAAAACUGUUUAGAUCAGAUCCACAUCACUUGGGUUUGGUGAGGUACUCUUAUGCCGAGUAUCACUGAUUUUAGGAAGUAUUUUGGCAGAGUCGAAAUUUUGUUACUCUCAUCUGCUUUGCCUUGGUAAAAAAGCUGUACAUAGAGAAAAAGGUAGGAAUUGAAGGUUGCAAAACCAUUAGUUUAGCAGAUAGAUGUGCACAGUUAGCGGUUAUCCUAUUUUUUCUUUCCAGAAGCAAGGGUUCGUUGCAGAAUGUCUAGGAUUAAGGACUCAAGAUAACCCAACUGGUUGUAAAUUAUCUGGUCUAAGUAUUUUGAUUUCGUUCAUUAGUGGAAUGCAGCUACAUGAUUCUUUGCGCA
Messenger RNA from Sesamum indicum (sesame), 3283 nucleotides. RefSeq names its product B3 domain-containing protein Os07g0563300. Gene Ontology annotation, molecular function: DNA binding; zinc ion binding. Lineage: Eukaryota; Viridiplantae; Streptophyta; Magnoliopsida; Lamiales; Pedaliaceae. The record is from RefSeq and is a predicted model, not a curated record.